Messenger RNA from Saccoglossus kowalevskii, 4046 nucleotides. Its product is annotated as HEAT repeat-containing protein 4-like. Lineage: Eukaryota; Metazoa; Hemichordata; Enteropneusta; Harrimaniidae. Gene Ontology annotation, molecular function: deoxyhypusine monooxygenase activity. Gene Ontology annotation, biological process: peptidyl-hypusine biosynthetic process. The record is from RefSeq and is marked validated.
CAAAAUGGCGGCCUCCUUUGGCUAUGAAGAUCGCUAGUUGAAUAAAAAGUGUUUUGUGUGCCCUUGUUGUGGGCGAGAAGUCUUGUAACAGGUUUUGAGCAGACUUUCAUCAUGGCUACUGACAAACUAGCAACUCCAUUCCUGUUUCCCUGUGCUGCUAAGGUGAAAAUACCUCAGAUUGGUUCAGAGGACUCAAAGCUAAGGAUAAAAGGAAUAUCCGACAUACCCCUCGGAAAAAUUCCUGAGGUCUCAGGAGAUAUCAGCAAAAAAUAUUUGAAAAAGAUCUCUACUGAUCUGAAGUUUGCCGAUGAGGUGAUUGAACAACGCGGGGCACACACCUUGCCUUACGAUGAAACUAAGUUACUUGAUGCUUACAGAUAUGAAGGAUUAUGUACAACACCUCAUAAAAAACAUGUUGUCGUAGGAAGACAUAAUACCAGAGGAGCUGACAAAAAACACUUGCCGUGUAAUUUGAAAAAAAGGCAUCAUCAUCUUAUGCCAUUGAUAGUGAGGCCACCUGAUAAAAGCAAGGUUGAAGAAGAUGAGGAUGAAUCUUCAGAGGAGGAGGAGGAUGGAAGUGAAGUUAGCACAGACACAAGGAAUAGAAAACCUGGUAAAUCUAAAGUGAGAAUUGAAUCUCCUGACAAGAGGGCAUCGCCCGAUCCAGCUGAAGUAUUCUUGACAGAGGCUAAUUUAGCAGCUCGGGAAUUGGAAUCACAAGUGUCAAAGGAAACUGCGAAAUGGGAAGAGUACUUGCUGCUGAGCUUAAGCAAAAAUACAGCCCGGUGGAUCGUGAGUGAAAAAACAGGGAUGGGAAACCAGCAAGAAGAUCUCAAGAAACUCCUGCACUAUCAUUACGGGGAGCCUCAGCACCCAACUGAUACAAUAAUCAGGGACGAUGUAAGUGUUAGCGACAUUGGCGGAAGCUCUGAACCGGACCUUGUCUCUAGAGUUUCAAAAGAUAAAAACAAAGAACUGUAUUCAGAUAAAGUAUCAAAAGAAGGAUUCAGUCGAAUCAGUGAUGAUGAGAGUCAAGUGGAAAUGUCGGCUUCUAUGCCAUUAGUGUCAUUUUAUAGACUGCCAGGUGGUUUACGCAGACAGCACAAGGAACUUGAACGAGAAUUAUCUGGUGCUAUAAACACUACAGCCAAUGAAAUCAAAGUAGUGCCUCAGAAACCACCACCUCCAAAGACGUUAAAAGAUUUCAUAAAUCCAGCUGUAGGAGAGAAGGUUUAUAUGACAAGUAACCAGUUUGAGCAAGAAUGGCUGACAGGUGCACGACAGGUACACCAAUCCCAGGGGGACAAAACUCAACUUGUGUUGGACACUGGUAAUAAAUACAAGAUCUCCUACUUGGAAAACUACCCUCAGUCACCAAGUCAAUGGCAUUAUGAUGACAGCAGUGAACAUAGCAAGAAGAAAAAAGGAAGCAGUCUUUCAGCAAGUAAAAUUACCAUCAAGGGAAAAACGAAAUGGAGUAAAUUACCGGAACCUGACGAUAGUGACAGACUCGGUAUUGCGAUACAAGACACUGAAUACAGUCAUACAGAGAAAGAAGCUGACGUGUCAACUGUGAAGAAAGCAAGAGAGAAUCCAUCCCUAUUAAAAAUAGUCGAUGGGAGAUCUAAAUGGAACCUCGGCAACCGUUGGCAUGACAGCAGCAUUGAAGAUUUAGUACGUGAUAUGAGUGAUAUCCAUGAUCAUGUUCGAUUGGGUGCCAUAGCAACAAUUGCCCGCGCGGCAACAUUCCGUCCACCUCCAGACCCUGGAAUUAAAUUGCAUGGUUCUAGAAAAGUACAAGAGAAAGAUGAAAAGACGUUAGCCUUGCAUGGCGUGUUACCAGAUAAGUUACUAGCUUGUGUUGAAAAGGCUUUGUAUGAUACAGCAUCUAGAGUGAGAAUCACUGCAGCUAUAGCUCUGUAUACAUUAAAUACACCAAGUACAGAGGCCACAAGAAUUCUCAACAAAGUGCUGAGAGAUGGUGACAGUCCAGAAAGAUGGGCAGCAUCACAGUGUCUGGCUCAUGCUGGCGUGUGUGAUUCCUUUGUUGGUGAAUUGAUCCAGCAGAUAUUCACGACAGAUGACAUGGUACAGUAUGAACAGGCUAUGUCAUUGCUGUGUAAACUAAGUAGCCAGUCUAAUAUUGUCCACUCUAUGGUAGCGGAACAACUCAAUAGUACGAGUUGGAAACAAAGACUCAUGGCGUGUAAAAUACUACCCAGACUUUAUGGACAGAUAAACAAGGACUUGACACAUAAACUGUCAACACUAAUGUGGUAUGAUUGGCACCAAGAUGUCAGAAAGAUAGCAGCACAAACACUGGGUAGAACUGGCCAUGGUAAAGAAGUACACAAUGAUUUAAGAGAUAGAAUUAAAACUGGCAACGAAAGAGACAGAGUGGAUGCAUUGACUAAGAUUGGACAUUUGGGUAUUAUGACAGCUAAGUUGAUGCCAGUUUUCUUAUCCUGCUUUAAUGAUGAGUACAUCUCAGUGCGCACAGCGGCCGCUAACACGGCUGGAUAUUUACGCAUUCAAGACAAACAGAUCAUCCGUAAACUACUCUUUCAGACACAGUUUGACAGUAGUUGGAAGGUCAAGGCACAUGCAAUCAAAGGUUUAGGUAUGAUAGGACUACUAACAGAAGAGAUUGGUGAGGCUGUAUUGUGGGCACUGAGAUUUGAAACUAGUGCCGGUGUCAGAGCUGAAGCUUGUCACUCAUUGGUUAAACUUGGUAUGAGAGGGGAUCAUGUGACGCAUAUAUUACAAGACAGAUUACUUGUAGAGACAGACGAAGUGGUCAGAGAACAAGUUGCCUUGGCGUUGGAAUCCUUAGGUGUUAGUCCAUCUGGAGACAUGGACAUGGUACAAGCUAUAAAAGUAGAAGUGCGUCGACUCAACACACGGUUGAAUAUUGCAGCUAAAAUAACUACUAAUGAAAAACAAGCAAACAGGGAACUAUUACACGAGAGGUACUUCAGUGUACCAAGAACCCCCGCUCCUCCUCCAUCUGAAGGUGAGACUGAUAAAUCUAUCGCUGGAAGUAGAGCUUCCACUCGACUCAGCUCACGAACAAACACACCUGGAUUUCAAUUUGGUUCUGAAGAAGAUGAAAUGUCUUUACCAAAGACGCCAGCAGGUGACAGUAGUAGAUACUUAUCAACACUGACACCCCCACCAAAAACACCAAGUAGGAGAACCCCGGAAGAGAAGUUAGAGAAACUAAUCGAGGUCUAUGAUGGUGUGGUGUCCAUGAAGGAGUAUAGGGAUUAUAUUGAUCAGUCCGAAGUAGCACUGGAUGAAACCCUCCCAAAACGAAAACUGGCUGAUAUACCAGAAACAGAACAAGAGGAGGAAACAGCAAAAUUAGAUAAGACAGAAGAUGAGGAUGAGAAACAAGAAGAACAAACAUUUACAAUUGGAAAGGAAGAUAAGGAGACACAGAUGACUCCGAUUGAGAGGGAGUUAAAGGAUACGAUGGCGUACCAUGAUACAAUAGAUCCAAAUUUUGGUGAAAGUACAGCUGAAGGUACAGACGUGAUUGAAAUGAAGCAUGCAUCGCCACCCCCGCCAACGCAUCAAUCAGAGCCAGAGUCGUCCAAUCAAGAAAAAGACAACAUUGAUGCUUCAGGUAAAUCAGAGAUCAGUGAAGAUGAUCCCCAGGACAGUGCAACUGCUGCAGUAGCACCAGAAGAAUCAGAUGACGAGGAAGAAGAAUUAGCUCCUGAACCUCCUGUUGCCGAGCAACCAGAAGUUGAGAGCGAGGAUGAGGCUGAGGGUGAAUCAGAGGAGAAUACUGAUGGCUCAGAUGAUGAAUGAUUACAUUAGAAUCAACCAAUAUGAAGUGAUGUGGGAAUAUUGUGACCGAUGGAACUAACUGUCAGUCAGUCAGAAAAGAGCAGGCUCUACUAUGGUUGAUAAACUAAUUUUAAUUGACUUGCUGUUUUAUAAUAAAUUGUACAUAUAUGUGUGAUACAUCAUGUAGUGAAUUACAUAUUACUGAUGUAACUGGAGAACAAAUGUGUGAAUAAAACAAAAAUAUCUUUAUU